This is a messenger RNA of Drosophila subobscura, 695 nucleotides long. RefSeq lists its product as uncharacterized. The coding region runs from base 15 to 668 and encodes 217 amino acids. NCBI's taxonomy places the organism in Eukaryota, Metazoa, Arthropoda, Insecta, Diptera, Drosophilidae. The record is from RefSeq and is a predicted model, not a curated record. The transcript has 3 exons.
AAUUUUGUUUGUAGAUGAAUUCAGAGAUAGAUCUAAUAUCUGCGGUGGAAGGAACAACCCACAACGCAAUGUCAACGGAUUCCACAACUUUUCGGGAUUCGUUACCAAGCCAAGCUUCGCCUGUGGCCAACUCAACCCCAAUUCGAGCUGAGCGACUGACUGGUGGACAGCCCCGGCUUUCCGUUGCCUUUGACUCUCCGUUCAUGCGUCGCAUUCCACUAUCUUUGGCCCACAUAAAGGGACGAUCAGGUGUUAUUAGGCAGCCCUCGGUUGUCUACUCGCCGAAUUUCUUGCGUCGCAUACCCAGAACUUUCUCCCAGAUCAAGGGACGAACAGUUACAAAAAUUACCCAAAAUCUUAAUCCAAAUGCAAAAGAUACUUCGAGUUUGAAUGAAACCAACGCAUCGCCCGUGGCUCCUGAAAGCACUUCCCUUGAGCACUUGUUUGAAGCUGAAUUGGUAGACUUGGAAGUGGUUGGGUCAGCUGUGGAAGCCGUUGGGUCAGCUGUGGAAGCUGUUGGGUCGGCUACAGAAGUUUUUGGAACAACAUUUACACUCCUUGGAGAAGCUAUGAUCUCGGAGGAGCAGCGGGUGCCAGAGACACAAGCCGUGCCAGUGGAAGAGGAAAUGACGGACAAAAAAGCCACAUUCCCAUGUUCUAUAUCAUAGCCUAAAUCAAAUGACUCUUAAAGAAUA